CGUCGCAGUUCGACGGCGCUGCUACGGGAGCCAGAUCUCAAUGGUCGGUUGGUCGUGGUCAUCAGCUGUGAAACGUAACAACAACGGAACGCGACGAGGAACGCACGAACGAACGGACGGACGGAGGUGCGUACAUACGUACGACGUUUUACGGUACGAUAGUGCGUUAGAUUGACGCGUAAAUGGCGGUGCUACCAGAAUGAGGUACGUCGUCCUCGUGUCGCGUAGUAAAGUUGUAAUGGGUCUCGUCGCCGAGGGAUCGUGCCCUUCGACCCGGUGUUACGGCAACAAAUGACACGAGUCAUAGUUCAGAGGUUACUAAAUCCUCGGUGUGAAACGACGACAACAACAGCGACACCAACAACAGUAACAACGAGAAGGAGGAAGGAACUCUGACUCUUACGCGCGUACAAGGUUGUGCAUAGAGAUACCGUUACAACUAAAACAUCAACAAACAACAGCUGAUCGUACGCGCAAGUGUGUGUUGCACGUGUCCGACGAUUUCCACCGUGUGGUAAAAACAUCACGCACCGUUUACAAAGUACACUCGCAGUUUAAACAAAGAACGAAACGAACCAACCAAAAACAAAAAAAAAAAACAAAAAAAAGAAAAGAAACAAGAAGAGGAAAAGUAAACUAUUAUACCUACCUACGUAAAAGAGAAAGGAACGGGAAAACAAUCUUAAUAUUAUUAUGCUAUGUUUUACGAAUAUAUAAUACAUGCAGUGUUUCCGAAACAAAGGCAGGCGAGAGGAAUACAAUUUGAAAUAAUUCUAUUUCUUACUCUUAUUUUAAUGUAAAUUGAGAGACUGAAAUCGAGGAAUGAGGAAAUAAACUUUCGCCGAGAUGCAAACCGAAAUUAUGUACCGGAAGGCGGCAACGGCGAUGGGAACGCCGUCAUCGUCCUCGGCGACGGUUGUGAAAAGAGAGCCGAAGGAUGCGAGAGAGACGAUUCACUCGGGUCACUUUAUGGUUUCGGACUUCGAGGCGGAGGCCCAGGAUGACGAGGACGAGCUUGCCGUCCCCGUGCCCGAGGAGGAGGCCGCUCGUCUCGCCAUAAUAGCGCCGCCAGGAUUUUCCUUGGAGAAAUUUGUCACCGGAUCGUCGACCAGCAGAAACUCCUCGCAGCAGCUGAGCAUCGAGACUUCCCUGAACAAACUCUUUCAAUGCAUGUCCCUCGCCUACAGACAGAAGUUGACAUCGCCAAAAUGGAACCGUUUCAAAGGUAUCAGACUCCGGUGGAAGGACAAAAUCCGUUUGAACAACGUGAUAUGGAGAUGCUGGCACAUGCAGUUUAUACUCAAGCAAAACACUCUGGUGUGCCAAUUUGCGUCGCCCUUGGAUGUCGAUACGCACAAUAAACCAGAGGCCGUAGUUUUGGAGGGAAAGUACUGGAAGAGAAAACUAGCUGCUGUUACGGCAGAGUACAAGAAAUGGCGCAUGUUUUAUCGCAACAAGGUACUCGGCUGGACAAACAAAGAUGGCAGCGAUAUGUUGGAAUCGAUGGAUAUGUUGGAUUGGGAUGGUGGAUUGGGAAAUGCGGGUGGCUUUGGCGGAGGAAUAGGAAGUUUGUACGGUGUAACAGGUGGGACGCUAGGAGGGGACACUUUGCACAGCAUGAUGGUCGAUGAGGAUUACAUGGAGCUGAUGACCGAUACCCUGUUCUCUACGAUUAGCUCUAAUCAACCAUUUCACUUUCCUGACCCAAGAGAAAUUGCUCGAGUUGCCAGUUUGGCCGAUUUUAUUCAACCAAGUCUUGGACCGUUGCAGCCCAAUCUUGACGAUUUUAUGGAUACUCUUGAGCCAUUACAAGAAUUCUUCAACUCAAAACUACCACCGGUGCCGGAAGAAGAAGACGUUUUUCGUAGCAGUUCAUUGAACAAUAAUUACUCCGAACUGGAUCUCAUGCCGCCCAUAAGCCAAGCCAAUCAAAUAAACCAAAUCCCAUCGAUGGAUAUACAGCCGCAGUUGAAUUCAACGACUACGACGAGUCAACAACAGACGGACACCAUGCAGAAUCUCCAGUUUACAGCCAAACUGUUCGGUCAGCAGCAGCAACAUCAACAACAACAACAACAACAGCAGCAGCAGCAGCAACAUCAACAACAACAACAACAGCAGCAGCAACAUCAACAACAACAACAACAGCAGCAGCAGCAGCAGCAACAGUCUACAGCUUACAAAAAUAACAUGAGUAGUAUAUCAGAAAGUUAUAACGCCGUUCAGCAGAGCUACGCAGAAGCAACACCGUCGAGACAACCUAGCAGAGGAAAAGGUAGACAAAGCAGAUCUACAACUAGGUCGAAUCAUUUGGCGCAGCAAAAUGCAUAUCAACAAACCAGCCAGCAGCAAAGCUUAACGUAUCAGCAACCUUCUCCUACGCAAGAACAACACCAGCAGCAGCAACGACGGCAGCAACAACAACAGCAGAAUUAUUCAAUGGAGAUGCAAACUGUUCAACUAAACUCGCCGUCUAAUCAACCCCAAAUAAAUUCGCUCAAUAACCAAACUGUGACCAGUAACCAUGUAGCUCCGGUGACAAGCCAUGUACAAAAUUAUUCUCAACCACCUUCUCCGCCGCAAACCCAACAAAGGACAAUAAGGCCAAUGCCAUUGGCAACCUCGACAUCGAAACCAUACAAAGCGGUCCAACCGGUGCAGGGCUACAAAUUCACUCUUCCGUCGCAAAAGUUUACCUCCCAACAAUGCAAGUUCACUGGCUCAAGCAGUUACAAGAAUUUACCUGCGCAGCAAGUCUCCCCGAUGUCCACCCCCCAGCAAAAUCAGUCACAAGUAUUGGGGACCUCUUUUCAAUACAGACCUGUCAGACUGGACCCCACCGCUCCAGCACAGCAUCCUGCCAAACUUUUGCCACGACCGGUUGUCCCUACUACCGAAAAAGAAGAAGUGUUUGCUGUACCGAAGUACCAAAUGAAGUCUAGAAAUCGAUCACGCAGCAGCUCGUCUUUAGUGCCUCCUAGAGUUAAUCCACCUCCCCUAGUCUCAGCAGUUAGCGAUCCUGCGCUCAAUCUGAACAACAACGUUCUACUUGCCCAGCUGCUUACCAACAACACGUCGAACCUUUACACAGUUAGUAGCGGACCUGAGAAAGUGACGCCCGUCAGUCAACCUAGUGGAGUAAAACACAUAUUACCUAUGCCAUCGUCGGCUCAGUCUCCUGCUCAAACCAGUGGCACAACUCUCCUUAUUACCACACCAGUAACUGUUCAAUCUAUUCAAGCGACUCCUGUACAGACGCAGCAGCAGUCGAGCGGGCAGCCAAUCUUGCUCGGUGCCAACAGUCAGCCACAGCAACCAAUCGGCAGCCCUGGUUCACCGAAAGAUAAUUCUAGCGCGCACAGUCCACAAGGCCUAAGUCUUAGCCCGCUUCAUAGUCCGAUGAGUAUAGGAAGCCCAUUGUCGCCGAGUCGGACUUACGUUAAGGGUGACCCGGAGCGAGGGCAGUAUAAGGAACAACGAAGAGUGGGGCACAUUCAUGCCGAGCAGAAACGGAGAUACAAUAUUAAGAAUGGAUUUGACAUGCUGCACAGUUUAAUACCUCAGUUGAAUCAAAAUCCUAAUAGCAAAUUGAGCAAGGCUGCUAUGCUGCAAAAGGGGGCUGACUAUGUCAGGCAACUUAGGGCGGAGAGGAAUCAGCUUAAAGACGAAAUGGACAGUUUGAGACAGCAGAUAGAAUGCCUCAAUUCUUCUAUAAGCAAUUGUCAAUUGAUGCUUCCUGCAACCGGAGCCCCGGUUUCCAGGCACAGGACAAGUAAAAUGAAGGAGAUGUUUGAUGACUACGUGCGAACACGGACGCGUGAAAAUUGGAAGUUCUGGAUUUUCAGCAUUUUACUUGAGCCAUUGAUGGUUUCCUUCAAUACUUCGGUGUCUACCGCGAGCCUAGAGGACUUGUACAGAAGUACAAUGCUUUGGGUAGAGCAGCACUGUUCCCUUGUAGAUCUCAGGCCAGCUGUUCUAAACUCUCUGAGGUGCCUUUGUACAGCAACUGAUAUUUUAUCAGACCCUAGUCGUCUUCCCGAGGAGGCGUUGGCAGCUGUUAAUCGAACGGAUCAGCGUCGGCCUGCUCAGUGACGAUUUGCCCUUAAAAAUCAUAGACUUUAUGAGGUGUUGAAAAAAAAUACUGUACCUACAGAACUUUCAAUGCGUACGUAACGGGCAUAAACGAAGCAGGACAGUUACCAUGAAAUUUAUAGUCGAAAACCUUUGGUCUGUAUCGGGCAUGUUGUGAAAAAUCACGAUACGAUUGAAAUUCUACAAGCGGCAAAAACCUCCGGCGUGAGAUAGUACGAGCAUACGUACAUGGAUAUUUCAGUACGGAGAAGAUAUUAAACCGACCAAUUGAAGUUUCAUUGCAGAAUUUUUAUAGAAUUAAUUUGUCAUCACUGGCGGAUUAAUACAUUAUGUUAUGUCUACAUCGAUCUUAUCAAUUGGCGACAUUACCUCUUCUCUUUACUCUGUCUUAAUCUAUCGCCUAUCGUAUGGUGGCUAAAGGACCAUGUCUCAUGAACUUUGUCAGUUACUUGCUAUCGUUAACGUGGUAAUUUAGACAUAGUUUCGUAAGUGCCGCUGGAACUCAGCUGAGGACAUUGCUAGAUUCCAAUGAAAAAUCCCAUGGAAGUAAUUAGAGGGAAAAAAAGAACAGUUUAAACCGAACAAUCACAGAGUACAUAAUUGUAUAACGAUUACGAUUAUAUAUUUUUUAAACAAUGAGUAUAAAGAUACGUUAGGGUAUGUAUACUUAGAUGUGUUAAGAAAGCUGACGGGGUAAAAGCAAAAAAUAUGUAUAUGUAGAUAAUAAGUGUUAAAAAUGUUAAGAAUUUUUUAUAUUAUCGGUUGAUUGAAACCACACAUAUUAACAAUCUUUUUUGUAUCAGGUUUAUUUAACAGGAAAUAUGUAUAGGUACUACUAUGUCGCGUCCGUGUGUAUGUGUGCGUUUGAAUUCAAUUUGUAUACCAUAUAUUAUAGUGCUUACAUCGUGAAAUCGUCACAAGGGAAUAAAAGUUUGGUACAUUAACGGGGUACAAAAAUUCGAACAUUUUUUUAAUUCUGGAGACGACGCGAAUUACAUUUGUGCAAUGUAAACGAAGAGAGUAAAAAAGGAAACAAUUUUCGAUGACACGUGCCAUUAUCUUUUUAUAUACUUUUUUUUCUUAAUUCUACCACACGUUCAAAAAUUAUAAGUAUAGGAACAUACAUACUUAUAUACAGGUAUGCUCUGAUGAUAUUGCUCGUUAUACGUGUGAUGUAAUUUUGUAAUAUUCAAUGAAUAUUAUCAAUUUACCAGAUGGUACGGGGUUGAACGUUUUUCGUUUGUCACUAUGGUUUUCUAGUAAUGCUAAAAUUACUACCCAUAUUCUCAGAAAUUUGAAUGGUUGAUCAAUUUUAGACAUUAUGUUCUGUAAUAUAAUAUAAUAUAUUAUAAACGAAUAUGUUCACGACGUUUGCCCUGGUCUUUAGUGCACGACUAACACAGACUUCAUAACGUACCCUUAAAAAUGUCUUCUUCAAUAUGUGCCUGCGAAGCAAUUUUGAGAGAAAAAAAAAACUUGAAAUGUAAAUGUAAAAUACCUCUAAUCUGCGGAAAAAUGUGUUAGUAGAAUAAUGAGAUUGCUGACAAAUGCAUGUAACAAAGGUUUGCUCAUGGAUACAAAAUCUUGCGUAUCCAAAACCGCUAAUCUUACGGGAUAUGAGAUUUUUUUGUCCAAUUUUCAUUAUUAUUACCGUUGUUAAAUUUCAUGUUAUAAUGUACAAAUCCGUUAUUAUGAUUCAGUUGUGUCUGAUGAAACUGAUGUAGUUGCGAAGGACCUCUGCAUAUCGUUGAGUUGUUUAAAGUUAGUAAGGAAACAAGAAGAAUAAAUAUUCAUUUCAUUCGUUAA
Neodiprion fabricii is the source of this 5898-nucleotide messenger RNA. RefSeq names its product MLX-interacting protein (gene Mondo). The transcript has 16 exons. Gene Ontology annotation, molecular function: protein dimerization activity; DNA-binding transcription factor activity, RNA polymerase II-specific; RNA polymerase II cis-regulatory region sequence-specific DNA binding. The coding region runs from base 847 to 4092 and encodes 1081 amino acids. Gene Ontology annotation, biological process: regulation of transcription by RNA polymerase II. Lineage: Eukaryota; Metazoa; Arthropoda; Insecta; Hymenoptera; Diprionidae. The record is from RefSeq and is a predicted model, not a curated record. Gene Ontology annotation, cellular component: nucleus.